GCACGUGGAGUCCGCGCCGCUGCCGUUCUCUGCCUGCUCUGGAGCGCGGGCCAGGGCAGCGGGGCCGAUUGUGGAGCGGGAGAUCGAACUCAGACCUUGCAUUUGUGAGGUGCUUUUAAGCUUGGACAAAUGUGUAGUUAAAGAUGCAGAUACUUCCAGACUGCCCUUAUAUUUAUCCACUACUUGGAAAAAAAGGUCCUAAGCUCUUGGAGAACUUCAGUGUCAGCAUUAUCUGGGAGCAGUGGAACACAUCCCCCAGCACUACCAGAUAGAUAUGCAGGAGGCUGAGCCAGGAGUAUUGUCUGAACCCAGGAGUACCGGACCAGUUUGGGCAACACAAUAAGAACCUGUCCCAAGAACAAGCAAAUAAAAUAAUUAUUUUGUGCAGACAUUCUUUCCAUAUUUCUGACAGAGCCCUCAAUCUCUGGAAAAAUUAAGACCUGGUAAAGCCCCUCCCACUGCAGAAAGUAGGAGACGGUCUAAUCCAGACAAACCCAACUCAUCACUUUUAGGCAAUUUUGUCUUUGCACUUUGAUAAAGAUCCAACAAAGGAAGACGGCAAACUAAUGACAUAGUAUAUUAAAGGGACUGAACUCUCAAAAUACUUCAAUCAUGACUAAAAGGGAAGCAGAAGAAUUGAUAGAAAUUGAGAUUGAUGGUACAGAGAAAGCGGAGUGCACAGAAGAAAGCAUUGUAGAACAAACCUACACCCCAGCUGAAUGUGUAAGCCAGGCCAUAGACAUCAACGAACCAAUUGGCAAUUUAAAAAAACUACUAGAACCAAGACUACAGUGUUCUUUGGAUGCUCAUGAAAUUUGUCUACAAGAUAUCCAGCUGGAUCCGGAAAGAAGUUUAUUUGACCAAGGAGUAAAGACAGAUGGAACUGUACAGCUUAGUGUACAGGUAAUUUCUUACCAAGGGAUUGAGCCGAAGCUAAACAUCCUUGAAAUUGUGAAAACUGCAGAAACUGUUGAAGUAGUUAUUGAUCCAGAUGCUCAUCAUGCUGAAGCAGAAGCACAUCUUGUAGAAGAAGCUCAAGUGAUAACUCUUGAUGGCACAAAACAUAUCACAACCAUUUCAGAUGAAACUUCAGAGCAAGUGACAAGAUGGGCUGCUGCGCUGGAAGGUUAUAGGAAAGAACAGGAACGCCUUGGGAUACCCUAUGAUCCUAUCCAGUGGUCCACAGACCAAGUCCUGCACUGGGUAGUUUGGGUAAUGAAGGAGUUCAGCAUGACUGAUAUAGACCUCACCACACUCAACAUUUCGGGAAGAGAAUUAUGUAGUCUCAACCAAGAAGAUUUCUUUCAACGAGUGCCUCGGGGAGAAAUUCUCUGGAGUCAUCUGGAGCUUCUCCGAAAAUAUGUGUUGGCAAGCCAAGAACAACAGAUGAAUGAAAUAGUUACAAUUGAUCAACCUGUGCAAAUUAUUCCAGCAUCAGUGCAGUCUGCUACACCAACUACCAUCAAAGUUAUAAAUAGUAGUGCAAAGGCAGCUAAAGUUCAAAGAGCUCCAAGGAUUUCAGGAGAAGAUAGAAGCUCUCCUGGGAACAGAACAGGAAACAAUGGUCAAAUCCAACUAUGGCAAUUUUUGUUAGAACUUCUUACUGACAAGGAUGCUCGAGACUGUAUUUCUUGGGUUGGUGAUGAAGGCGAGUUUAAGCUAAAUCAGCCUGAACUGGUUGCACAAAAAUGGGGACAACGCAAAAAUAAGCCUACAAUGAACUAUGAGAAGCUCAGUCGUGCUUUAAGGUAUUAUUAUGAUGGGGACAUGAUUUGUAAGGUUCAAGGCAAGAGAUUUGUGUACAAAUUUGUCUGUGACUUGAAGACUCUUAUUGGCUACAGUGCUGCAGAACUCAACCGCUUGGUCACAGAAUGUGAACAGAAGAAACUUGCAAAGAUGCAGCUGCAUGGAAUUGCCCAGCCAGUCACAGCAGUAGCCUUGGCCACUGCUUCUCUACAAACUGAAAAGGAUAAUUGAGGUUCAGGAGCUGCUGGGAAUCUAAGGUCUUUCUUAAAUAUUAGAGCAAGCAUUGCUCUUACCUUUGUUACUGAAUUUGAAUAUUUUAUUUCUAGACUGUACAAUCUGAUGCAUGAUUUUUUAUAGAUAUUUCAUACUCUUGUGAACUUGGAUCUUUUUACUUUGAGCAUAUAUUUUAGCAUAUGUGUGUGUUAAAGGGUCACCACAGUGUCUGCAGUGUGAAAGCAGCUUCAUUGUGGGAUAGUUUGUUAAACAGUCAGGAAAGCUAAACUGGUCAGUAUUAAUGUCUAGCCCUACCAAAAACAGCCAGUAGCAUCCUAAAGGUGAAAAAUAACUGAAGUAUACCAGGAAACAGUCUGGUUUAACUAUUUUUAAACUGUAACUGUUUCCCUUUUCUGCUGCUUUAGAUGUUGCUUUACAUAGAACCAGAAAAUGGAAUUUCUUAGCUAAAGCGUGUGCCUGUUGCAUCUAAUCAAGCAGCUAAAAUGUUCAUAUCAAAUACAAUUAAUAAUAUUAAUAAACUACUAAACUAAGAGUAUCAGGUUAUAAAAUAAUUUAUAUAUUUGAAGUAAAGGACAAUAAGUUGACUAGCAAAGGAGCAGUACUGAAUGAGAUCCAGGUUUAAAUCGGGCUUAACUCAAGCCCGUGUUAAGGGUUGUCUGUAUAGAUUAUUCAUUAUGUCAGGCCAAGGAUUUAAAUUAUUUUGAGUGAGGCAUUUAAUUCUAAUAACCCAGCUAUUACAAAAGUUCUAAAAUGAUCUCUGUUUUUCCUUUCAGAGAUUUAAAAAAAUUUGAAAAAAGUUUACCUCAGCCAUAAAAUAAACGUUGUUUUGUUUGGUAUGACUUCCUUUUAUUUUUAACUAGUCUGUAGUGCCUGUUUAUUGUGCAGAACAACUUGUAUAUUCCCGUGUUUCUGAUGAGAUGAAGACUUUAAAUCAGACAGCAAUACUUUACCUUUCAAAAUGUUAGUAAAUUACUUGCAAAUAAUUGUAAAAGGAAAAUCUUUACCUCCAUUUUAGGCAGUCUACUCCUUAAAACAAAACUUUCCACUUUUCCUUUUGAAUAUUAUAUAUGAUAUACAAAUAUAUACAUGUCUGAUAUACCACUUUAUAUGUUCACAUUAUGUGUGAAGACAUAGAUAUUCAAAAGGGUAUUACAUAAUUUAUUUUAAGAAUCUUUAAAAUUAAGUAAUUCUUACAUGAAAUUCCUUACUGUGAGCUAACACUAAACAUAGUUACAAAGUAUGUCUUUUCUCCUUUGCUUUGUUUCAAGGUGUUUUGCAUGAAUCAUGGAAUGAGGGACUAGCUUUUCUAUCAGAAAGUUGUUCCUCAAGUGCUACCCUAUACAUCUUCUCCCUUAUCAUUUCCUUUAAAUUCAUUCCCCAAAGCUCUUUAUAAGAGCUCAGCUUUAUAAGAGCUUAGUCAAUGCUGUUGACUGUUGAGGAGGAGCCAUGGUGUUGCAGGCCAGCCGGCGUUACCAAUAUUGGAGGAUUUGGAGUGAGUCCUAGGAGGCAGGGAUCCUAAGGAAAGGAAGAAGCCUUUCUCGUCUCUUUCUCGUAAUUUGUCAUAAUUUAAAGUGCUAUGCUAAAGAAGUGUAGCAUGUAUUGUUCAUUUUUAUUGUAUUAAAUUCUUUAAUAUUCUGCCAUAAAUACCUAAAAAGAAUAACAUUUGUAUCCUUUCAUUUUUACCUUUUUAUAAACAGACAGCAGACUGACAAAUUACUAAUACAGUUUGGACACUGAUGUUAAGAAUAUCUCAGUAGAAUAACAAUAUGAAAUAAUAUAUUUUAGAAGUCCUAACUUUAGAUAAGAAAUAGGUAUCUGUAAAUAAUAUUUUGCACCAUCUUCUAACAGCGUAGGGAGUUGAUUUAAAUAAAUCUGGUUUAUCAGGCUCUCAAGAAUCUUGACUUUUAGAUGGAAAAUACUUUUAUGUUAGAAGUUUUAGCCAAGAAGACAGACUUUGUCCUCUACAUGUGUAUAUGUUUUAAGGCAGGAAGACCCACAUUUCUUUUGAAUUCCUAAAAAUCAAACUUCUU
Fukomys damarensis (Damara mole-rat) is the source of this 4010-nucleotide messenger RNA. RefSeq names its product GA binding protein transcription factor subunit alpha (gene Gabpa). The record is from RefSeq and is a predicted model, not a curated record. Lineage: Eukaryota; Metazoa; Chordata; Mammalia; Rodentia; Bathyergidae. Gene Ontology annotation, cellular component: nucleus. Gene Ontology annotation, biological process: cell differentiation; regulation of transcription by RNA polymerase II. The transcript has 14 exons. The coding region runs from base 613 to 1977 and encodes 454 amino acids. Gene Ontology annotation, molecular function: sequence-specific DNA binding; DNA-binding transcription factor activity, RNA polymerase II-specific.